AUGGAAUCUAGGGGCAUCUAGUGAGCGAUAGAUCCCAAGGUGCGAGCUGAAGGACGAGCUUACAGGAGGGAGCCGAAAGGCGAAGAAGAGGAGACGGCAGCAGCAGUAGUAGCAGCAGCAGCACCAGCAGCAGCAGCAACAGCGACGACCAUUGGCGCCUCUGGCAGCAAGAACCAGGAGCUGACGGCCGAGAGCCACCCGCACCGCCUCCUCCAGGACUUCUACGACGAGUGCAUCAGCAGGAAGGCCUCCGCCCCGGCCUUCUGCUGCCCUUUCAGCUGCUGUGGCAGCCCCGCGCUCGUUGAGAAGGCGCCGCUCGACAAUUUCAAGACCUUCCUAUUCGCCCUCAGCAACGCCCCGGGCUGCGCCACCUGCAAGGUACGUUCGUGUGCGCAGAGCAAAGAGCAGCAACUUGAAGGGAAUGAACUCGCCGUCUGGCAUCAUGUCUGUCUGUCUGUCUGUCAUGUGUUGGUUUGCUGUGUGUGCGUGUCGUGUUGCCUGGCUGCAGGGCAGGGAGGCUGCUCAUCUGGUGACGGAGGACAACAUCAGCCACCUGGCCUUCAUGGUGGUCGAGAGGGCGGCGACGGCCGAGAGGGACGAGGACCGCAGCACCCUCGCCACAUUCAUCGCCGCCAUCGACACCCUCCAGCCCGUCCCAUUCGCCACCCUCAAGAGCAGCCGCGUGGUGAUGGCCGCCAUCGACCACCUGUCCGCCUACGCCACCAGCAGCCCCACCGCCGAGGACUUGGCCUACAGGAAGGCCAUGGCCAACCUGGGGGACCUGCUAGGCAAGCUCCUCGCCCUGGUCGACCACCACGCCGCCGCCCCCUUCACCAGCCGCCUCCCUGGCAUGCUCGAGAGGGCCUGCAGGGACGGCCACCUCCUGACGCUGCUGCCCGUCGUGUGCGGCAUCCUGCGGCAGCUCUCGGCCAGUGGGGU
Messenger RNA from Vitrella brassicaformis, 939 nucleotides. Lineage: Eukaryota; Vitrellaceae. The record is from the annotation of a GenBank genome assembly.